AAGCAAGUAGGAGGAGGAAGGAAGGAAGGGAGACCUGAGACCUGAGUCCGCAUAUCGUCGUUCGUCGCCGUUAAGAAAGAGCUGUCGCGAUACUCUAUCGAUAUUUGGCCCAACACAUCAAUCCACGCUCGCAAACAGCAGCACAGUGCACACCACAAUGUCGCCUCCUCCACCUCGCUCGCCCGAUCCCCCGCACCCGCAUCCGCACGGGAUCCGUCCCCCGCCACCACCACCACCACCACCACCACCACCAGCACAACAACCACCACAACCACCACCACCACCACCAGCACAACAACCACCACAACCACCACCACUAACACCAUCACUCCUUCGCCUCCCCCCCGACCUCCUCACAGCGAUCGCGCACUCCCUGCGGCCCCCGCACCUCCUCGCUUUCCUCCUGACGUGCCGGCGGCUACACCGCCUUUUACGACCCACGUACCACACGCUCUCGGCCUCUCACCCCGCCGCGCUCCUCUCCGCGACUCUCCGCCUCAACGUGCCGCUUACGACCUCCCUCCUCACUGCCGGCGCCCCGCCAGACACCGCCGAUGCGCACGGGAUCUCAUGCUUGGAGCACGCCGCGCGCGCCGGCAGCGUGGCGCUAGUAGUGGCGCUGAUCUCCGCGGGCGCCACGGUGGCCGCACGGAAGGGCGGCCGGCAGUUCCCGCUAUUCUCGCCGCUGGAUCUAGCCGCGAAGGGCGGGCACACCGAGGUCAUGGGUGUGCUCGCGCAGGAGCUCGCGCGGCGGUAUGAUAAGAAUGAGGUUGAGGAGGCGAUAGGGAGGGCGCUGGUCCUGGCGGUGAGUGAGAGGAGGGAAGCGGCGGUGGAGUGGGUGCUUAGGUGGGGGGGGAGGGUGGGGAAGGAGCGAUUGGGCGAGGCGCUGCAUAAAGCUGUGGCGAUUAAUGCGGUCGGGGUUAUGGCGCUGUUGGUGGGCGGGGGGGCGGAGGUGGAUGGGAGGGCGGGCGGGGUCACGCCGCUGCAGAGGGCGGCGGAAAGGGGGAGGGAACAUAUGGUCGGCGUGUUGUUGGAGUACGGCGCGGAUGUCAAUGCGGUGGACGGCGUGGGGCUGACGCCGCUGCAUUACGCGGUCAAGGGGAAUACGGUCGGCGUUGUCGAGUGUCUCCUCGAGGGCGGCGCCGAUGUCGAUAAGGCGUGUGCGCUUGGAAGCCCGUUUGAGGCGGCGGUGAGGAGGGGGUGGGGCGCGGGCGUGGAGGCGAUGGCACGGUGGGGGCUCGAGGGGUGGGACCUCGUCGCGGUCUGGGGGUUUGUUAAGCAGAAGAGGAAUCGCGGGCUCGAUGAGGGGUUCCUCAGAGCUGUUGCGGAGGUGUUUGGUGAGGAUGUGGCGGAGGGGCUCGUGGAGGGGCGGUAUGGUUAACGAACGACACGAUGCGGAGGAUGCGGAUUCACGAGAUGUCACCCGGUGUUUGGAUUUGUAUUUUUUCUUCUUUCUCUUUACUUUUCUUUUUUUUGUUGGUCUGGUCUGGGUUUGGGCGGGCGCUUCAAGCUUCUUCUGCGGGAUCGGGGGGAGUUGGGGAGGGGGCAUAUUGUCAUUUAGCGAGGGGAUAGAAUGUUGGUUGGAGUGUACUUGGGAGGAGUCUGGGGCCAUUCGUUGUAAAUAUAUCAAAGCUUGAGCGUUUUGUAUGUACAUACUAGUAACUAGCAUAGCACCGUCUUCACGGGCAGGGCAAAGGAUCGAGAGAGAGAGACAUUCUGCUCUCUCUCUCACCAUUCACCACUUUCCACUCGAUCGCCGUGCCGAGAUGUUUGACACCUGCGGGUGGAUGUGCCGACUACCUA
Tricharina praecox is the source of this 1803-nucleotide messenger RNA. RefSeq names its product ankyrin repeat-containing domain protein. The record is from RefSeq and is a predicted model, not a curated record. Lineage: Eukaryota; Fungi; Ascomycota; Pezizomycetes; Pezizales; Pyronemataceae. Gene Ontology annotation, molecular function: protein binding. The coding region runs from base 158 to 1381 and encodes 407 amino acids. The transcript has a single exon.